Trichobilharzia regenti is the source of this 426-nucleotide messenger RNA. The record is from the annotation of a GenBank genome assembly. Lineage: Eukaryota; Metazoa; Platyhelminthes; Trematoda; Strigeidida; Schistosomatidae.
AUGUAUGCUAGAGCUGUUCUAUUGGCUAAUUGGGAGUUUGAUAUUCCGUCAAAAAUACAACAAUUAUGUGUACAACUAUGGAAACAGAUUUAUACUCAUGAAGGUAUUAAACAAAUGAUUUCCAAUAAUAAUGAUGAUAAUAAUACUAGCUGCAAUAGCUCAUCAGCAUCAGCUCCAAAAUGUGCAUUUAGUGUAUUAAUGAAAGAAGGAGGCUUAAAAGUGAGAUUUAUUUCGUCAGAUACUAAUGAAAAUUCUGAAAAGAUACAACUUUUAAAACAAUUUUGUUUACAACAAGGCUUGGUCAUCACAGUAACAGAAAAUGGAACAUUUCAAAUCUAUGCCGAACAUAAUACCGAUGCACAGGUUGAAAAAAGGACAUCACAUCCAUUGAACACAUUUAAUAAUAAUAAUUUUAUUUUCAUAUAA